UGCUUAAGGAUUAAAAAUAGAUUUUAAGAUAUGAUUGCCCACAACGACCCGAUCAUAUGUAUAAAAGGAGACUGGUUUUGAAUUGUUUAUGCCACUGCUCUUACGUUAGUUUGAACUAAGUGUUCAGAGACACAGCGAUAAAAGGAGGCGUUUACAGUCAAUUCUACGAACAAUGACGCAGUACAUUUGCAUGAUGAUUUUGAUGAUGCCAUUCGGUGUCAACUGUGAGGCCAACCAGUGUCAAAGACGGCAGCGUUGGUCACCAAGCGGGCUAAACCGAACCGAUCUGCUGUGUUGUACAGACGAUUGUGAUAGUAAUGAGGAUUAUUCAACAGCACUAGGGUACCCUGGGUUCGAACAUUGCUGCACAUGCAAUUCGCAGACAGAGUGGUCUGGCCAAGAGAAAGCAUUGCUUAUCGAGUACAUCAGUGCAUCGGGGAAAUCCCUUGUUGUUGAUCCCGAUAUAUCCCGAUUUAAUGACAGCAAUUUAUACAAGAUCGAACAUCUUUAUGGUGUUAUGACAGAGAUCCCGAGUGAUGUUUGUGAUUGGGACAAGGAUCCACGGCUUAAAGUGUUUUCACCGCAUGCUAACGAAUCCAUAAAGUACUGGCUCCACAUCGUUCAAAUUGAUUUCAGAUCGAACAAAAUUCGGAAAGUCGAAAGCUUACACUUCAAAAAUACAACGAUCAAUCUACUAACCCAGUUAAGACAUCUUGAUGUGUCAUAUAAUCAAAUCGUAAGCAUGGACCCUGCUUGUAUAUCACAGCCUACUCAAAAUUUAUUUUUUGCGAAUUUUUCACACAACAAACUGAGAGAGUUGGAUAUCACAAAUGCUUUUACUGUGAAUUUGAUUUGCCGCGUCAACUACACGAGUAAUAUCAUUGAAAAUUUCGUAAAUGCACUGGGGUUUACCUUGGAUAAAAACAAAACAUAUGGACCGGGAUAUGUAAGCUUCCAUCAAAACAAAAUCGAGAGAUUUCCAGAUUUAACUUCUUUAUUAGGCCUUUCAAGUCUCGCUGAGUUCGGACAACUAUUCUCGUUUGAGUUCGAUUUCGAUGACUAUCAACUGAAUUGUGACUGCUAUCUCGAGCCGAUUUUAAGAAUGGGACAGGAGCUAAAGGAUGUUUUAUGGCGGAAUUAUUUUAACAUCUAUUGUGCGAAUCCACCAAGUUUCAAGAAUAAAAAGGUGCACAGCCUAAACUGAUAUGAUCUUGUUUGUAACCUCACGCGAGAGGCAAACUGUCCACAGGAAUGUACUUGCAUUGACAGACCGAACACAAACACAUUAUAUGUUAAUUGCACAAACUUGAAGGAGUUGCCAGCAUUUCUACCUAAUUCGACAUUAACUCGUUUCAUUUCAUUAAUAUUACCCAACAAUGAAAUAAAGGUGUUGUCAAAUGCGCCAUAUUUAUCAAAAAUAUCGUUUCUCGACAUUGCAAAUAACCAUUUGGAACAAAUAGAUGAUGGUGUGAUAGCUGUUCUGGAGAACGCAACACUUAACUUAUCGAAUAACGUACGGCUUGCACAAUUACCACAACACGUGCAGCAUAGAAAUCUUUUUAUCACAGAUAUGGAAGGCUUGCAGUUAACCUGCGGAUGUCAAGAACUUUGGAUUGAAAAGUGGCUGAAAGUGAAGAGAUGCGUUAAUGAGAAACUUUUCAAAUGCGCCGUACCAGACCAUGGAAUCAUAGAAGCCCGAAAUUUUUCAAGUUCCUUGUUAGACUGCAAACCAUAUUCGUCGAUCGUCACUGUAUUGGUUAUGUCUGCUUUUUUGGCAGCCUUGAUCAUAUGUGGAUUCCUAACUUCUUUGCUAAGAUAUGAAACUCUCAUAAUAUUUCUGAAAAUUAGACAAAUAAACCCCGAUAAAUCAGAAACUGCUAAGAGAUUUCAGCAUGACGUAGCACUUACGUUUAACGAAGAAGAUGAUAUACUUCGGGAUUGGAUUUUAAAAGUUCUUCUACCUAAUUUAGAAGAUAAUAACUAUCGAGUUUUCCUUCCCUCCCGAGACAUACCAUUUGGCAGUAAACGAGACAAUAUCAUUAUGAAAACAUUUGCAAAGACCAGAUCCUUUUUAGUAGUACUAUCAGAAAAAUAUCUUAACCAAACGGAAAAUCAGAGCAGCCGAUUGUGGACAGAGAACGAAUGGAAAUGCGCCUGGAACCAGUUUAAAGACGACAGAAUGAAAACGCUGAUCAUUAUCAACUACGGUCACCUGGCACCUUCGGACGUAUCACUCGCACAGAUUGCAGCAUUUCUUCGGGUCGGACAUACCGUUGAGUUCGGUAACCACGACGCUCAAAUCAUGCACGAUAUUUAUGACAAACUGGGGCCAGCACCAAACCAGCCAGAACGCAGAGACAUCGUUAAAAAUAUUAAAUAUAAAGCAAGGAAUAGACAAUUCAAUGGGUAUCCUAAAGUGUACCCCGAAAAUAGUGACAUCGAUAUGAGCAAACUCUUUGAUGUUGAUAGUUUAUUCCGUGUUGAAAAGACUUUAAUAGAAAAUACACUGGGCAUGUCAUUUAAAUACUUGUGUUCUGAGACUAACUUUUCAAAUGCACGUUGCAUUUCAAAGCAGAUUACUUAUUCGUAUCCUUGUAGAACCUUGGUUAAAAAGGUAAAAUAAACUUCUUCAUCAAUGAAGGAAUAUUCAGAGUUAUAUAUUUUGUAAAUGUAUUAUGUAC
This is a messenger RNA of Dreissena polymorpha, 2681 nucleotides long. RefSeq lists its product as uncharacterized. The transcript has 2 exons. The record is from RefSeq and is a predicted model, not a curated record. Gene Ontology annotation, biological process: signal transduction. Lineage: Eukaryota; Metazoa; Mollusca; Bivalvia; Myida; Dreissenidae. The coding region runs from base 1571 to 2623 and encodes 350 amino acids.